Humulus lupulus (European hop) is the source of this 1807-nucleotide messenger RNA. Its product is annotated as polygalacturonase-like. Gene Ontology annotation, molecular function: polygalacturonase activity. Bases 95 to 1264 code for a protein of 389 amino acids. The transcript is spliced from 8 exons. Lineage: Eukaryota; Viridiplantae; Streptophyta; Magnoliopsida; Rosales; Cannabaceae. The record is from RefSeq and is a predicted model, not a curated record. Gene Ontology annotation, biological process: pectin catabolic process; fruit dehiscence; anther dehiscence.
CAACUUUUUGUAUUAUAUACAAGAAGCCAAGCUUCAUUGCAAAUCAUAUGCCUUUGUCACUUAGCUGAGCUUUCUUCUACUUAAGCUCAUUCAAAUGAAGAUGUAUCCAAAACUCCAUUAUUUUCUUCCCUUGCUAGCUCUAGCAACCUCUGCCUUUUUUCAUCUCUCUUUUGGUAGAAACCAAAAUGACCCACUUGCCAUUUCUCAUCAUCAUCAAGAUGAGAAUGAGUUUCCAACCCUGCUCGAGUCUGACAUCAAUCCCAACACUCUUGGACCUGUUUCGAGGCUUAGCCAUGGAAGCUCUCAUCGGUUUUCGCCUCAGGUCUUCAAUGUAGAUGAUUUUGGAGCCAAGGGUGAUGGAACAGAUGAUAGAAAGGCAUUUAAGAAGACUUGGAAGAGGGCUUGUAAAUCCCAAGGGGGUGUGUUUUUGGUCCCAAAGAAUCGAACUUAUUACCUUAGACCAAUGAACUUUACAGGUCCUUGCAAAUCUUCUCAGCUUACAUUAAAGAUUGCUGGAACAAUCAAAGCUUCUUCUCAAAGAAGAGACUACAGAAAAGAUAGGUGGCAUUGGCUUGUGUUUGUUGGUGUGGAGAACAUGAAGGUUGAAGGUGGUGGAACUUUUGAUGGUAAGGGAAAGAUAUGGUGGGAAAACUCUUGCAAAGUCAACAAAUCCCUUCCUUGUGUUCGCGCACCACAUGCUGUAACUUUCUUUGAUUGUAAGAAUCUAAUAGUGACCAAUCUGAGAUUCAAAGAUGCACAAAAAUUCCAUCUUUUCUUUGAUGCAUGUGUGAAUGUCAAAGUUGACAAUCUUUUAGUAACUGCCCCAAGGCACAGUCCAAACACAGAUGGAAUUCACAUGCAACGCACACAGAAUAUUCAGUUGAGUAACUGUGUUAUCAAAACAGGUGAUGACUGUAUCUCUAUCAUAAAUGGGACAACCAAUGUUAGGGUGACAGAUAUAACUUGUGGCCCAGGUCAUGGAAUAAGCAUUGGUAGCUUAGGACCUAAAAAUACAGAAGCUCAAGUCUCCAAUGUGCUGGUGGAUAGAGUAACAAUUUCAGGAACUACUAAUGGAGUCAGAAUAAAGAGUUGGCAGUUUUUUCAGGUUGGUUUGGGCGGUUUAUUCGGGUUGAUUUGGGCGGUUUAUUCGGGUUGGACGGGUUGUAAAAAUUUCUGCACAACCCUACUUCUUAUUAGGCACGUACAUAACAAUUGUUAUAGUUUUUUAGUCAACAAAUAUUAUGGAGUUAAACUUCCUAUUUAAUUUUAACGUUGAUAAUAUAGCCCUUUGGAAGUGGUGACCCAUAGGAAGUAGUCUCUCGUCGGCUAUACUGGAAACGACGGUGACUCCAUACCUUGAUAAAUGGAUUGUUCUCGGGUUCCAAACCCCUUAACAAUCUCCAGGGUAUACGGAGAGUCUGAUUAAAUUGAAUAAGACCGAUCUGAUUACAUUCAAAGUACAAAAUAUUUAUAUAUAAAUAUAUAUGUAUAUAUAUUCAAAAUUUCAACUAAAAGAAGAUGGAAAGCAUUCACCUUUAUUAUGUUCUUUCUUUUUUACUAGAUUUUUCAUCCAAAGUAGAAAGAGCUUUUUGAAAAGUUGGUAGAAAAAGUUUGAGAAAAUAAUUAAAGUUUGCGCACAUUUAGGCUUGAUAUGGGCACACUAAAUUAAUAUUGGAAGAUAAAAGGCUAGAAAACAUUUGUUCCAAUACUUACUUCCUCAUUUUGUUUUUCUUUUGACUUAGUUGUGAAAUUUGCAUAUGACCUAACCACUUAUAUUUUGACCCAACAAACAUUAUAUAUUGUCCAC